Messenger RNA from Vicia faba (fava bean), 1128 nucleotides. NCBI's taxonomy places the organism in Eukaryota, Viridiplantae, Streptophyta, Magnoliopsida, Fabales, Fabaceae. The record is from the annotation of a GenBank genome assembly.
AUGGGAUCCUCCGCCGUGGUUCUAGAUUCAAAACCCGUCUCUGAACCGCUACCAUCCCUCCCCUACACAAAAUCUGAAUAUCUUUACACCGGCGACACAACCUCCGACAAAGAUGACCUCUACAGCUGCCUCAAAUCUCUGCAACGACAACUCGAGUUUAUUGACAUCCAAAAAGAGUACGUAAAAGACGAACAGAAGAAUCUCAAACGAGAGCUUCUUCAUGCACAAGAAGAGGUUAAGAGCAUCCAAUCAGUUCCACUUGUUAUCUAUCAAUUCAUGGAGAUGGUUGAUCAGAACAACAGUAUUAUUGGAUCAACUACUGAAUCUAACUACUAUGUGAGGAUUCUAAGUACUAUUAACUACGAGCUUCUCAAGCCUUCUGCUUCUGUUGUGCUUCACCAACAUUCUAAUGCGCUUGUUGAUGUUUUUAGGCUGAUUCCAGUAUUUCGCUCCUUAGCCAGUCUGAGAAGCUUGAUGUCUCUUACAAUGAUAUUAGAGGAUAUGAUAUCCAGAAGUAGGAAAUUUGUGAGGGUUGUGGGUUCUGAGUUUGUGCAGAAGUAUCUUAGCGAGGACCCAAGGAUGGUUCGUGAUGUCUUUCAUCUUGCAAAAGAGAAUGCCCUGCAAUUAUAUUUAUUGAUGAGACGAGCCAGUGAAGUUCUAUCAGAGCUUGGAUUAAUGAAGAAUCAACAAAAUUUUGGUACUGUUUCGGUGAACCGGAAAUCUGAAGUGAAAGAAGAUAUUUGUUAUACUAAUAUUUUGCGUUCGAGGAACAAGUUUGCAAACUCUCUUACUUUGUAUGAGCGUGUCUUGGAGAGUGAUGGUGUGAAUGUAGAGGCUCUGGUUGGGAAAGGGAUAUGCUUACAGAUGCAGAAUAUGGGGAGGCUUGCUUUUGAUAGUUUUUCGGGGGCGAUUAAUUGGGAUCCUCAAAAUGCUUGUGCUCUCACACAUUGUGAUAUUGAUACCAACAUAAAGCUUGCAGGAAACACACACGAGGGAAUUCAAAAAUAUUUUGAAGCUCUAAAAGUAGAUCCACACUACGCUCCAGCAUAUUAUAACCUUGGUAUGGUCUAUUCUGAAAUGAUGCAAUAUGACAUGGCCAUCACUUUCUAUGCAAAAGCUUUAUCAUAG